UUCGCUGCGAUUGCUUAUGAUCUACUUCAAUGCAACGACUCGGUGAAAAAUUGCAGGAGCUAUUCAAAUUGAGAUUAUGUGCGCAAAACAAAGCAUUCGCCGAUGUACGACAAAUCAAAGAAAAGCUGGAGUCAACGGCUCAAGAUUACGAAAACCACAGAGAGCAACAACACAAUAUCGACUACAGCAAGUAAUUGCACUGAGUCCAGUGCAACGGUGACAUCCACAAAACAGAUACACAACACCGUCGCAGCUGCUGUAGCAACAACAAGACAAACAACAGUAAAUACAAAACGAACGCAAGAUUCCGCAUAUAAAGCAAAUAAUUUUGGCCGCAGCCAAGCCCAGCAUUACAACACAGUUACAGCAAUGCAUUUACCAACACUGCAACUAAGCGAUUAUCAUAUUGGCAAUGGCGGUGGCGGUGGCGGUGGUGGUGGUGGUGGCAAUGGCAAUGGCGGCUAUGAGUAUUUGCCAAGUGCUCUUUCACGUUCCAUGAAAUACGCAGAGCCAUGGAUCUAUGGCACCGUACGCGGCAUACCCGCGCGCCCCUCAUACCAUCACUUUAUGCCACAGGCCCCAUCAUCGCCGGGCAAUUAUAUGCAACCACUGGCUGUGGUUAUAUGUUCGUGCUCCGAAUAUCUAAAUGGCGCCAAACGCGACGUAAAGAAGGCGAGCGUGUGUAAAAAGUGCAAAGGGUCACGCUUGCCCUUAACACCCAUCGGCGGUACUAUGCGCUUGCCAACCGGCGGUAUGUUGGCCAUGUCCAAAUUGCGCAGCAGCGGCUCCGCGACCGUACGCGUGGUUAGCACUUCGAAAAAGGCGCGUCCCACUAUACUCGAUCCGCAAAAGGAUCCAUAUGAUUUAAUGCGACGUACGCGGCUGCUAUCGCCCGAGCCGGGUGUCGCCGGUGGCGGCAGCAUUAGUAGCAGCCGUGAUACGGGCAACAAUACUCGAGAAAAGGAUAAAUCGCGUGGACGUGGCAAAAGUGAAAGUCCAGUACGCGGACGUAGUCGUAAACGUGGUCAAUUUCCUACACCGAGCAAAAAGCAGAAUAGUGGAAGUGGGGCAGUUGUGGAAGAGCCCGACUGUUGGCUGGUAGAGAGCAGUGAUACGUUGCUAAAUGCAACCGGCGCCAUUACAAGCUCAAUCGGAGGCGAGGGAAACGCCACACGUCGCUCCAUACUACGCUGCAAUGUAAAUCCUUAUGACCUGAUCUCACUAAACCAAGCCCCUUCUAACCUGAAUAGCGGAACUGCUGCUACUCCAUCAACAAUACGCAGUAAACUGUCUACUCCAACCUCCAACAAUUCCUCCUCCUCAAGCUCUCAGAAUGAGUUUAUGCCACCAAAUGAUGACUUUAAUGUAGCUGAUGCGGCGCUUAUGGAAGAAGCGCCACCCUUUGCCUUCAACAUACCAGUCGGCAGCACACGCAUAAACGCCACCAGCAAUAAUGAAGCAGCGCAAUCGAUAAAAGCCACCACCACAAAGGCAGAAAAUAAAGCAACGGUGUUGCGACGUGAGAAUCGCACAGCUGGCACUGCAAAUGCUAAUGUAAAUAUUAGUGAAGAAGACGCCAGUAGCUCACAUGAUGAGGAAAUACUUGGCAAACGUAGCUAUGGCAAUGUGCAAGCAAUAGCUGGGCAGCGUAUUAGCUUAGGUGGCAGCAAAUCGACGACUAAAUCAUUAAUCAAACAAAACGAGGAUGGACGCAGCUACGAGAGCAUAAAAGUUGCGGAAACGACGAAAAAAUCAGCAAGCAGCAAUAGUAAGCAAGUAAAACACCUCAAUUCUUCAUCUGUGUCACUUUCAUCACAGCCAAAGCGACCAAUGCGUAUACGAAAGUCUGAUUCGAGUGAAAGUGUUGAAAGUGAAGCAGAACACACUUUGUCCAAUAGUGCUGGCAGUAAAUCUGCACCAACUGCGCUGGAUGGUGAACGAAUGAUGCUAUUAACGGCCACGCCCACGCAGCACAUCAAAUCCAUACUCAAACGUCCAACAUCCACAACAGCCGAGAGUGCUGCGGCAAUAGUUAGUGCUAAAGAUCAGCAAACGGGAUUGACGGGUAGCGCCGGCACAGAUAGUGCUAAAGUAAUGACACCUUCUAAUCAACGGCGCAUAAAUUUAAUGCACAUGGACACCACAAUCUCGCCCCCACCAACUGCCAAAUCGCAAUUUUACAUUCCACUUCCACAGGCAAGAAAAAAGGUUCAAUUUCGCGUUGAGGAACGCAUCGUACAUGCGCUCGAAAGUGAUACGACGAGUAGUGAUGAGGCCAAUGAAGCGGCAGAAAUGCAAGAGCAUUUGUUUGAUGAAGAAGAUGGCAUCUCUACGGACGAUGCCAACCUGCAGGCACUCAAAUCGACAACCAAUUACGAGUAUUACAAUCGAAAACGCGAACAACAGCGCCUAGAAAAUGCAUUCGAAACCGCAACAGCUGAGUCAAAACCAAACGCAAAAACACAUCCCAUCGGCCCAUCGACGCAUUUGUCACUGGCACUGCCGACACAGGAUGCCUUGUUGGCGGAAUUGCAGAAAUAUUCCGAUUUUGUGUCGCAGGUGAUUGCUCAAGCAAGCAGCAGCAGCAGCAACAGCAACAAAAAAGCCGUCAAUGAUUAUGAUGGUUAUAAUGUUGAUGGUGCAGCCGUUGAGAUGCACACAGAAGGCGGCAAUGCAACAAAUUCUUUAUAUUACGAGGAUAUAAGUCCCAUAACUAUUGGCGAGAGCAGCAACAAAAAUGGCAGCACAAAUAGUGCGAGCAGCAGCUUAAGCAGUAAUAAAAUCAACACUUGCAGCAGUCAGCAGCAACAUUGUGGCAACGGCGACGACAACGACAACGACGACGACGACAAAAUUAUGUCACUUGGCGCUGCGCAAAUGUUGCUUACUCCACAAAAUUCCAAAAGAUCGACACAUUCAUCAGCAAUAAUAAAGGCGGCAAUGGCGGUGACGUCAUCAUCGACAUCAUUACUGCCAACAAUAGCCACUAACGUUCAAUCACUUGCCACCACCACCACAACCACAACGGAAGCAGAUGGGUCCAUGUCACAUGUCAUUCGCUGCAACAAGAACGAUGAUUAUGAUGAUGACGAUGAUGGGCAAUCAGACGCCAUCAAGAAGAACAACGAGAACACCAACAAAAACAAAGACAGCCGCAAUACCGUCGGCAUGGAGAGCAGCGACGAGGAUGUAUACGAGGAUGCGAACGACGAUAACAGCUAUACCACCACGUUAGAACACUCAGUAGCUUUUAAUACAAACGCUGUCCCUCCUGCUGAUGAUUCUCUGAAAGUGAAGCUCGGUAAUUUCAAAUAUUUGAAGGCGGAAGCUCAAAGCGCCACUACUUAUCAAAGGGAGAACACUCAUAUUUCACAAGAAAAUAUCUUUGAUAUCAAAGCUAAUACUACAUAUCAACCCCUCGAACUCAAGAAGCAUACAAUUUGGUAUGAAAUUUUACUAUGCAAUAAAAGUCAAAGUGAGAUGCUGAUGGGUGGUAAUCAAUGUGCAGCAAUCAGUUUAGGAUAG
Anastrepha obliqua is the source of this 3525-nucleotide messenger RNA. RefSeq names its product serine-rich adhesin for platelets-like. The coding region runs from base 103 to 3525 and encodes 1140 amino acids. NCBI's taxonomy places the organism in Eukaryota, Metazoa, Arthropoda, Insecta, Diptera, Tephritidae. The transcript is spliced from 3 exons. The record is from RefSeq and is a predicted model, not a curated record.